Molecule: messenger RNA, 1456 nt
Organism: Argiope bruennichi
Lineage: Eukaryota; Metazoa; Arthropoda; Arachnida; Araneae; Araneidae
Gene: Rpt1
Product: 26S proteasome regulatory subunit 7
Exons: 10
Coding region: 85-1389 (434 amino acids)
Biological process (GO): proteasome-mediated ubiquitin-dependent protein catabolic process
Cellular component (GO): proteasome regulatory particle, base subcomplex
Molecular function (GO): ATP binding; proteasome-activating activity; ATP hydrolysis activity
Source: RefSeq, a predicted model, not a curated record
UUGAUUGUUUGUGACUCAGUAGUUUUGGUAUAAGAAGUGGAGGUAAUAUUUCUUUGUAAUACAUAAAAAAAUUAAAUUUUAAACAUGCCUGAUUAUUUAGGAGAUGAUAUGAGAAAAUCAAGAGAUGAGAAAGAUGAAAAGGAAAAAGACGUUAAAGCUUUGGAUGAAGGAGAUAUAGCAUUAUUGAAAUCAUAUGGUGUUGGCCAGUACAGCAAGUCUAUCAAACAGGUUGAAGAUGACAUUCAAGGUAUAUUGAAAAAAGUGAAUGAACUUACUGGUAUAAAAGAAUCCGAUACUGGUCUUGCACCUCCUGCUCUUUGGGACUUGGCAGCCGAUAAGCAAACUCUUCAGAACGAGCAGCCCCUCCAAGUGGCUCGAUGCACAAAAAUUAUCACUACAGAUUCAGAUGAUCCAAAAUAUAUUAUUAAUGUCAAACAGUUUGCAAAGUUUGUGGUGGAUCUGGCUGAUUCUGUUGCUCCCACAGAUAUUGAAGAAGGCAUGAGAGUUGGAGUUGAUCGAAAUAAGUAUCAAAUCCAUAUACCGUUGCCACCCAAGAUUGAUCCAACUGUUACAAUGAUGCAAGUUGAAGAAAAGCCUGAUGUCACUUACAGUGAUGUGGGAGGAUGUAAAGAACAAAUUGAAAAAUUAAGAGAAGUUGUCGAAACUCCUCUUCUUCAUCCUGAGAAAUUUGUGAAUUUGGGUAUUGAGCCUCCAAAAGGAGUUUUGCUUUUUGGACCACCAGGAACUGGAAAGACACUUUGUGCCAGAGCUGUUGCUAACAGAACAGAUGCCUGCUUUAUUCGUGUUAUUGGCUCGGAGUUAGUGCAGAAAUAUGUUGGUGAGGGUGCACGUAUGGUUCGAGAAUUAUUUGAAAUGGCUCGCAAUAAGAAGGCUUGCCUUAUAUUUUUUGAUGAAAUUGAUGCCAUUGGAGGGGCUCGUUUCGAUGAUGGUGCUGGAGGUGAUAAUGAGGUGCAGAGAACCAUGUUAGAGCUUAUCAACCAGCUAGAUGGUUUUGAUCCCAGAGGGAAUAUCAAAGUGCUUAUGGCAACCAACAGGCCAGAUAUAUUAGAUCCCGCUCUUAUGCGUCCUGGACGUUUAGAUAGAAAAAUUGAAUUUGGCUUACCAGAUCUUGAGGGAAGGACACAUAUUUUCAGAAUUCAUGCUAGGUCCAUGAGUGUUGAGCGAGACAUAAGAUUUGAACUACUUGCUAGGCUUUGUCCUAAUAGCACUGGUGCUGAAAUCCGCAGUGUUUGCACUGAAGCUGGUAUGUUUGCUAUCCGAGCUCGUCGUAAAAUUGCAACUGAAAAAGACUUUUUAGAAGCUAUUAACAAAGUUAUCAAAUCAUAUGCAAAAUUCAGUGCAACUCCUCGUUACAUGACUUAUAAUUAAAUUAUUUUAUGUUUGUACAUUUUUUUUUCUUUUAACUGGCUAGAAAUAAAGUGUAUCUGUUUUUUGA